Durusdinium trenchii is the source of this 969-nucleotide messenger RNA. Lineage: Eukaryota; Dinophyceae; Suessiales; Symbiodiniaceae. The record is from the annotation of a GenBank genome assembly.
AUGCGAAAUCUGGCGUGCUAUGUUCUUGGCUUUGCAUGUGGGAUAUCGGCCACAAUGAUGUCAUUCCGCAUCUCGCCUAUCUCCGACUUGAAGGGUUUGAUGGUCCGAACCACCGCAACCACGGCUGAACCUGAGCCAGUGGAUGCAGAUCCUGCCUAUGAUGCCCCUGACGAUGAGAAUGAUGUGGGACCUUUUGAUUGUCCAGAAGGGUUAACAAACAUCACCACGUUGAUCAAGCGGAGUGGAUCUGAUAAGUUUUUUCCACAUCACUACGAGCGUUAUUAUGAACACUGGCUUAAAGACAAGAGAUGCAAGCCCGGCCUCAAAAUAGUGGAGAUUGGGGCUGAGCACGGGCGCUCCUUGAAGAUUUGGGAUGACUAUUUCACUUCUCCCAAGACAGUUUUGGGUGUGGCCUACGGCAAUUCUGCAGGUGGAGUAGAGAAGACACUUGGACCCAAGACUUCCGUGAUAUGGGGGGAUCAGUCAAAGAAUGAAACGAUGCAGGAUCUCAUUUCACGAGGGCCUUGGGAUAUAAUCAUUGAUGAUGCUUCUCAUGAACCAUCUCACAUGAUCUACUCUUUGUUCUCCCUGUGGAAGUCACUCAAACCUGGCGGCCUCUACGUCAUUGAAGACUUAGAGACAAACUACUGGCGUCACGGAAAGGUGGUCUACGGAUACAAGCUGAAGAAUACCGGAAUUGGCGCAACGGCAAAGUGGUCUGCCGUCAAAAAGAUAGAACAGAUCACUCAAGUCCUAGUCCGCCACCAAAUUGGUGCAAAAAAUUUGACGGUCAUGCCUGGUGAUGAAUCUCUGUGUGCAGUGGAGUGGGGCAUGAACAUCGUGAGACUACGGAAGUGUACUCGGGAGGAAAGGGCUUUCCAUCCAAAGAUGAGUCCAAAAGUUUUCUUUGACAAGAAGAAGAUGGAUGCAUGGAUUGAAGAGGCCAAAUCGACCAAUCCAAUUAUUUGA